AUGGGCGAUCAACCAUGGCUCGACGACCUCUCCGACGACUGGGUACUUACACCAGACAAGCCCACCCCCAUCAGCCCUGCACCUGCAGCUGCUUCAGCGACUUCAUCUCCCGCCGAGUCCCACAGCUCCGUUUACAAGAACUCGCCCAGUCGCAUUCCCAUCAUCACGCGUCGCCUCGCCAAACAAGAAUCGCCCGCUGAUGAGAAGAAAAAAGUCACUCGCCCCUGCCAUUUUUACAGAAGAGAGCCUCCAACGCCCAAAACCCCUAGAACGCCCAAGACGCCGUCAAAGUUGCGAUCCCCGGUACCUGACAAGACAAGCAGAAGUCCGCGGCCUAGUCUGCCCUCUGCGCGUAAACCAAAAUCGACAAUGGGUACGAGGUCGCCGCUGCGCUCGGUGUCGAACGUCUCCAGUCCAUCGAGUCAGCACGAUACCGUCCAAGUGAGACCGAAGAAAGGCAAAGAGAAGGAGACGACGACACCCGAAUGGCAGAAACGGUUGAUCCAAGGAGAAUUGCCCUCGGGUGAGCAACGCGAUCUGUUUGCGCCCAUUGGACUCGAAAGCGUGUUCAAACCGCCCACCCCAGGCUCUGAUACAACACAGAAAGGCGCCUUUGCGAAGAUGAAACCUGCUGAUGACCUGUGGGACUUUUCGAAUCGCAGUUCAGCGCGCAAACAUACCCGGAAGCCGAGCAGGCUUUCAAUAGAGGUAACUGAAAGGGAGAGCGACGAUUCGCCUCUCCAGAAACCCAAGCCACCAGCGCCAGAGGUAGUCCGGCGCAACCCAAAGCAGCCGAUAGAGAGCCCUACACCGUCACCGAAGGGAACUGUGCAGAAAAAGAAGGUGCCGGACACAGGACCACCAGGUGAUUCGAAUGAUGGUCCGCACAACUCUCAAAUUGACAAUCGGAUGCGGACUGUAAGCGGAUUGGAGGAUCUUCGCAAUGAAGGGAUCACGCCAAUCAUGUUCACGCGCGUCAACACACUCGAAGGGGAGGCUACGGCAGAGGUCAUCAAGUCAGCCCUCAAGCAAGUCACCAACAAACUUGAGCGCCUCUCUGUGGGUGCACGUGAGCGUCCCGAUUCCAGAGCCAGUGAUAGCGUGCUGCUUCAUCAACAGAGCGAGAUUCCCGAGAUGUUACCGGAGGAUGAUCUCUUCGACGCGACAAGUCACUCUCUGCCCCAGGAUUUAUCUACUGGCACCCUAGACUACCGAGGACGAGGGCCCUUUGGGAACGUGCGUGGUGAACAGUAUCUAAGUGAAGCUUCCUUCCCAAGACGACAGCUCUCUCCAUCAUCCUUUCCCUCACAGCGCUUUUCUCCAUUUCUCCCCUCCAAUUCGAGAAUCCGCAGCUCGCCUCCAUUUUACAACAAAAUGCCUCACGUCGUCGACCCCCCGACAUUACCCAGGCCCUCUUCGGCUCAUGUAGGGGCACCACCUACCGGGCGAUCCAGUGGCAGCAAUGCCAUGGGUAUACCCUCUUCUGGAAGUCCAUUGAAACUGUUUGGAACCCACGAUACCUUUACAAACAACCGGCUGCUGCGUCGUAUGAGCCAGUUCGAAGAAACCUUUGGUGAUUUGUCGGAGGAAGACGAGCCGGUCUCGCCUUCAGAAACUGCCCGACGUAAAGGUGAAAGCCGGUCAUUUCUGAGUGUCAGGCAGGAUACGCCUGGCGAUCGAUCCACGAAAAGGCAUGACCGCCCACGGUCGCGCAAUAUGAUGAAACCAAGAAUCAACCGCUUUGGGGAUGGCGAACUCGAUAACUUCGACUUCUCUGAUACAAGUCCUUACGAGCCCAAGUUUUUGAAUAACGACCUGGCCGACUCCAGCCUGCGGCCCUCACCACGGCAAACCGUUUCCGCCAAACGUCAACCACAUCGAAAUAGCGCUUUGAAAAACUACAGUCGGGAUUCCGAUCUUCAUGGGGAUAACCCCACUAAGGCUUCCAACAACAGGUCAGAGCCUACUGCCGAUCACAACGAUGUGGAUGAUACCGAAGAAUUCGAAAAACAUGGGACUACUGACACUCCAGCUAAGGAUCCUAAUCCGAAGAGGCGCAGGACGAUUCUUAGCCUGGGCAGCUCUGGAGGAGACAAAUACGAUCUGAGAGACGGCAUGCAUGAGCCUGCAGAUAACAUGUCCUUGCUGCAAAGAAGUUUGAUGCAACAUGGUAUGGACUAUGGGGAUGAGGAGUCACUUCUUCGGCCACAAUCCUCAUCGCGGCCCAGAACCCCAACGCCAAGCCAGAUCAGAUCGUCUCUGAGGAAGAGAUCCUCAUCCAAUCGAGAGGGGAUAUUCGAUGAUUCAAAUGGUCGAAUGGGCCAAAAAUCCCCCACGGGAGCAAGUGUUCCGAUGCUGAAAGUCACUGGCGUUGAUGAACAGGUUCGCAAGGGGUCCAUAACAACACAAGAUUUCCUGAAUGAAGCGACGAAGAUCAUGGAUAUCAUUCGAGCUAAAGGGAAGCCGGCAGUCGCUCUCUCGAGCGUGGAGGAGUCUGACAUGGAGGCUCAGAAUGAGCAAGAGAGCUAUGAGGACGAAUCAACCCGAGAGGAAUUCUCACGUCCUCCCAGCCGAGAAGGUGUGGAUAUACGUAAAUUACGCGAACCAACGAAACCCAAUCCCAGAGUGUUGAGCCAUCUGAAGAAAUAUCAAGAACAAGAUGAUGCAGACUUUGAUGUGAACACUUCGGUCAUGUCAUUGCAGCUCGAAAAAGGAGAGACCACAGUUGCCCUCCCCGAGAAACAUGCGCAUCGGCAACAGCAAAUCUCUCAGAGGGCACGAGAAGCACACCUCGGGCAGUCAGCGCACCCAGAUGACUUGCUUGACAAUGAUGCACGACCUCCUCUGACCAUCGAUACCCAGAUGUCUUCCAAGAGCUUCAGCUCACGCUCUAUUCCCACAACCUCUUCCUUCAGCUCCCACGCAAAGGGGAUGUUAUCGUCUGAUCAAGUGUCACAUCUGAUCCCGGAACAGGUAAACGGCUUCACUUAUGAUCGUUCCAAGCAUCAGUGGGUGAAGGAGAAGCCUCGGAGGUCUCCAGAAAAGCCAAAAAACGAUGAUAGCGAGGAAGAUCCAUUCAAAGAUAUCCCUGAUCUCAGCGUCGACGAAUUGCAGGAGAUGAUCAAGGCGCGGAACUUAUCGUCACCAGAAAAGACCAGAGGCCAGUCUGCAGACGAAGGGCAGGGCCAUAUCACAAGUUCCUCGAGUAUCAAAACGUCACCAUUUAAGCCCGGCUCUGAAGCACAGGGGACAGACGGACCUUCAGCUAGUGGCAGUACCGUUCGCUCCAAGAUGACACGUUUCACGUCCAGUAUUCCAAACUCGGAAACCAGGGCCACGUCGUGGGAUGGAGACGAACCAAAUGACACGGAACCCUCCAGUGAGGUCGAACACGAAAUACAACUUCACGAAGGCCGUCUGUCAAAACCACCGCGAAAUCAGCGGGAUGUUAAUCACCAGGCCAGGGUUGUUACUAUCAGCUUCUCCUCACCACUUGUUUCCCAUAUUGUAUAUGGAGACGACGAACACUCAGCGAAGUCUUCUCAAGUCAAUGCAGAUGGCUUUGAGAAGGGCGUUGGGGUGACGAGUUCAACCACGCGUUUACUCCCCACCCGUUCGUCCCAAUUGAUCCCACAUCGGAAUUCUCUCGAAGGAAGGUCCUUUCUGCGACACUCGAUAUCCAGGAUUGAUGAGCGUGGCGAAGAGGUCGAUGGUAGCGGGAGUCUACUGCCGAGGGACCCCGGAACUCUCGAUUCCGUGCCUGUCACCGAAGAGACAGAAAAUUCCUUGGUUCAUCUUUCACGUACCGGGCAUGAUACAACUUAUAGCUUCCAUCUUAGCCCCUUGCCGGAUUUCACUCUCAAUCAAUUCGACCAGUCCCUCCAUCUUGAAGUGAGCUACAUUGCCCAACGCACUCAAUCUACUUCCUUGCGCCAGGUGCACGGGACGUUCGCCUUGGCUACCGAAGAUCUGGUCAAGCACCUGACUGAGGCGGAGCCUUUUGAGCCAUAUUGGGACCAUGUGCGACGCUUGAUUCUUCGAGAUAAGGGCCUGACCACCCUUCACAAGUUGAAUGACUUCUGCCCCCGGCUGGAGGACCUCGAUGUCUCAGAUAAUGAGAUCGGCCAGUUGAGUGGUGUGCCUACAACCCUGAGAACUUUGCGGAUACCACGAAAUCGUCUCUCAAGCUUAACCGCGUGGGGUCACUUGAUCAAUCUACAAUAUCUUGACGUGUCAAAUAACGAGCUGGAGAGCCUCGAUGGAUUUGGCUCUUUGAUUCAUUUGAGAGAGCUGAAGGCAGACGGAAACCAUAUCCGAAACCUUGAUGGUGUACUCGAUCUGAAUGGGCUCUUGAGCUUGAAAUUGAGCCACAACUCUUUGACAGCGGUCGAUUUUGGAGCGGCGGAACUAACUCGCUUGCAAGAGUUAGAUUUAAGCCACAAUCAACUGGUGUCGGUCCGGCAUUUGGACUUGCUGCCGUCAUUGUCGAAGCUUGAUCUUAGCGACAACUACGUGAAGAAGAUAAACCUUUCGGCUCCUUUACCCUCGCUGGAGUCAUUGAAGCUUGCGAAUAACCAGCUCCAGAAUCUUGAUGUUAGCAUGCUCCAAUCCUUGGUACUCCUCUAUCUCGACCAAAAUUACCUCUCAACGAUUUCUGGAUUGGAGAGAUGCCGCGGUCUAGAAAUUCUUUCGGUCAGGGAGCAGAACUUGGGUGAUCAGAAAGACAGGUGCUUCGACCUUGACCUUGGAAAGAUUAAAGACAUUCGCAAGGUUUACCUUUCGUCAAACAAGCUAUCGACACGAGCACUCCAACCAUCGUCUCCACUUCUGAGCUUACAGCUCCUGGAUGCUGCUUCGUGCUGCCUGCACACCCUGCCUGGAGGUUUCUCCUCCAACUUCCCAAACAUCAAAGUCCUAAACUUGAACUUUAACUCUUUGAGUGAUAUUACCGAACUAGUGGGCUUGAACUGUCUCUCUCGGCUGGGUGUUGCUGGCAAUUCUAUCGCACGUUUGAGAAAGCUAUGCCAAGUUCUAAGCCUAAUGGGGCGCACCAAAAAGGGACAGGAAUGCUCCCUCCAUAAAGUGGACCUAAGAGGUAAUCCUCUCACGGUGCGAUUCUACCCACCAGCCGUGACCGGGAAUGGAAGACUUGAGGACAAAAGAAAGCAAGGAGCAAUCUCCGAGGGCGACGAGCACCAAUCAAAGGCUCCUCUUGACCUGCGCUCUGCUUUGGCCUGUAUGGGACCACAUGAGGGUGUCCUCCGCUCCCCUCUGUGGGAAGCCCAUGAGGAGGCAUAUCCCGAACGAGAACUUGAAAUCAACGAUCCGUAUACAUUGCCACCUGCUGACCCCUCUGCGGAUCGGAAGUACCUAUCUCAUUUGGAUGAAGGCACGCGGCUACGUCGCAAAGUCUUCGAGCUCAUGCUCUAUGCGGGGACCGGCGGCUCCGUCAAGUUCCUCGAUGGACUGGAAUUCCGGCCCGUGCUGGUUGAAGGUUCGGAUAUGGACCACGCAUGGUCGAAACUGGAGAAGCUCGGCGUGCUGAAGAAGAAGAAGGCAAUUACCCAAUAA
Messenger RNA from Aspergillus clavatus NRRL 1, 5571 nucleotides. RefSeq lists its product as uncharacterized. The record is from RefSeq and is a predicted model, not a curated record. The transcript is spliced from 2 exons. Gene Ontology annotation, molecular function: protein binding. Lineage: Eukaryota; Fungi; Ascomycota; Eurotiomycetes; Eurotiales; Aspergillaceae. The coding region runs from base 1 to 5571 and encodes 1856 amino acids.